Molecule: messenger RNA, 1608 nt
Organism: Hordeum vulgare subsp. vulgare (domesticated barley)
Lineage: Eukaryota; Viridiplantae; Streptophyta; Magnoliopsida; Poales; Poaceae
Product: putative E3 ubiquitin-protein ligase SINA-like 6
Exons: 2
Coding region: 337-1308 (323 amino acids)
Molecular function (GO): zinc ion binding
Source: RefSeq, a predicted model, not a curated record
AAGGGAGGGAGUGCUCACUAUUGUAGAUGUAAAAUCUCGUAAGGUCGAAUCCCACGUUGUAAAUUUUGUAAAGCAACAACAAAACGGAGGAUCAUCAAAAGUGUACGGUACAUACUCCUAUGUGCAGUCCUCUAGUAAGUAACGUUGAGCUGCUUCAGUGUUUGAACAGUCAAAGCGCUCAGCUGUACAAUCCUCUGGUGCCAUCUCGAAUUAUUGUCCGGCUUCUUUCCGUUUUGGGAUGCUCUGCUGGUCCGCAAUGGCCGCCAUGGCUCCUUUUGCGUUCCUCUUUUCCCACUUUUUCACCGUCUAACCAACACUCUGCGGGCAGAAAUAACAAUGGAGGGAGGGGUGAGCUGCGGCAAGAGCGUGAGUGGGGAGGAGGAGGAGGGGGAGCCGGAGUGGGAGGAGGGACAGGCGCUGAUGAUGACGGCGACGCAGGACGGAGGCGAAGGAGGGGGUGCCGUGGUGUCUCCGGCCGCGGCGGAGGCCAUGGCGCCGCCGGCGCAGAUCGACGUGAGGAUGGACGUGGUGCUGCUCCACUGCCAGGCCUGCCUCCUCCCCCUCAAGCCCCCCGUGUUCAAGUGCGAGGCCGCCGGGCACGUGGUGUGCUGCUUCUGCCGCGCGGGCCACGCCGCGCUCUGCAGCCGCGCCACCGCCCACUGCGGCGAGCUGGACGCCGUGGUCGGCGCCGCCAAGGUGCCCUGCCCCUACAAGGCGUUCGGCUGCGAGCGCUACGUGGUGUACCACGACGCGGCGGGCCACGAGCGCGCGUGCCAGUGGGCGCCCUGCUCCUGCCCCGAGCACGGCUGCGCCUUCGUCGGCUCCCGCGCCAUGCUGCUCGGCCACUUCGCCGCCGCCCACCAGCGCCCCGCCGUCACCAUCCGCUACGGCCGGGCCUGGAACCUCGGCCUCUCCCUGUCGCACCGCUGGCACGCGCUCGUCGGGGACGAGGACCGCAGCGUCUUCCUCGUCUCCCUCGGCCCGCUCGGCGCGGCCACCGCCGUGUCGCUGCUCUGCGUCAGGCCGGACGGCGAGGCGGCGCCCCAGUUCCGGUGCAAGCUCUCCGUGGAGCGCCCGGCGGGCGACGGCAAGGACAACGUGGUCCUCAUGGCCUCGGCCGUGAGCAACAGCGCGCUGUCCACCGGCGCGCCGGCGCCGGGGCAGGGGAUGUUCUUGGCGGUGCCCCAGGAGCUGCUGUCCGGCGACACGCUCACGCUCAGCCUCCGCAUUGACCUGAUCCGACCCGCCGCCGGCGCCGCUCCCAAGUCCGCCACACCACUGGCCAGGACGCCGAGGAGGAUGCAGUGAGUCAAGUACUAUGCGUUUGAUUGAUUGUCUGCACCACUGGUUAGCUUGUUCUGUCUUCUGAUGGUUAAUAACUCACUUGUUUGAUGCAGUAGCAGUAGUGGUAUGAUGAACAGUUCAAUUCGGUAUUGUUAAGCUAUGCAUGAUCAGUAUAUGAGUGUGUGAGAGACUAUGAAUUGUGUGGGCUUGUUAAGCUACAUGGCUUCUCAUAAGUAGCAAUGCAGCUAAACAAGGGUAGGCAUGUUCUAAAAUCUGAACAAAUGGCACAAGUACUACUGGUAAUGCAGCUACUGGUUUGUAGUA